Messenger RNA from Oppia nitens, 1500 nucleotides. RefSeq names its product tryptophan--tRNA ligase, cytoplasmic-like (gene TrpRS). The record is from RefSeq and is a predicted model, not a curated record. Lineage: Eukaryota; Metazoa; Arthropoda; Arachnida; Sarcoptiformes; Oppiidae. The transcript has 3 exons. Gene Ontology annotation, cellular component: cytoplasm. Gene Ontology annotation, biological process: tryptophanyl-tRNA aminoacylation. Gene Ontology annotation, molecular function: tryptophan-tRNA ligase activity; ATP binding. The coding region runs from base 242 to 1498 and encodes 418 amino acids.
UUUAAUGCAUUGGAUGUGAAAUAGCCGUCAAUUGAGUGAAUGUUUAACUCAUUUAAUAUCUAUAUAUUUCAUACAUUUUUAUUAAUCAAUUGGAAUUCAAUUUCUAAUAAUUAUAGUGUUAUUCAACUGAUAAGUCAUUAAAACACGUUUUCAUAUAUUGUUUUCAAUUUAUUAUCACUUAUUUGAAGCACUGAUUGAUAUUAGAGGCAAACAUAUUGUCAUUAAUUGUCGAAACAAAUAAAUGAUGUCUGAAGUGAACAACAUUGAGGUUAUUAGUGACCAAUUGGGUGAUCAAAAGUUAAGUAAAGAAGUUAAUAAUGACGUGAACGGAGACGAAGACAAAGUUGAUCCGUGGAAUGUGUGCUCCAAUUCAGCGACGGGUGUCGACUACGACAAACUGAUCGUACGAUUUGGUUGCAGUAAACUAACGGAUGAUAUUCUCCAAAGAAUGGAAACACUGACAAACCAAAGGGUACAUCACUUCUUGCGAAGAAAGAUAUUCUUCUCUCAUCGCGAUCUUCACGUGAUUUUAAAACGAUAUGAAGAGAAACAGCCAUUCUUUUUGUACACAGGAAGAGGUCCUUCAUCUUCAGCUUUACAUUUGGGACAUUUGAUACCAUUUAUAUUCACUAAAUGGCUUCAGGAGACCUUCAAUGUACCGCUUGUCAUACAAAUGACUGACGACGAGAAAUAUUUAUGGAAAGGAUUGUCUAUCGAUGAGAUCAAGAAAGCGACCAAAGAAAACAUCAAAGACAUCAUUGCAAUGGGUUUUGAUGUCAAUAAAACAUUUAUCUUUUCCGACCUCUCUUUUAUUGGCAAAUGUCCGGCUUUUUAUGAAAACAUAAUUAAAGUUCAGAGGAGUGUAACCUUCAAUCAGGUUAAGGGAAUAUUUGGUUUCGGCGACAGUGACUGUAUCGGCAAAAUUGGAUUUCCGGCCAUUCAGGCCGCGCCUUCAUUUAGCUCAUCGUUUCCUUUUAUUUUUAAAGAAAAGAAGGACAUACCGGUUCUGAUACCGUGUGCUAUAGAUCAGGACCCGUACUUCCGUAUGACUCGAGACGUGGCACCGAAACUGUCGAAACCGAAGCCGGCAUUAAUUCAUUCGACAUUUUUACCUGCACUGACCGGUGCUCAGACCAAAAUGAGUGCCUCUGACCCAAACAACUCGAUUUUCCUCACAGACAGUGCAAACCAAAUCAAAAAUAAAAUCAAUAGAUAUGCUUUUUCUGGAGGCGGUGCCACUAUUGAUGAGCACCGGGCAAAUGGAGGCAACUGUGAUAUUGACAUAGCGUUUCAAUAUCUCAAGUUUUUCCUCGAGGAUGACAAUCGUUUGGAACAAUAUAGAACUGAUUAUAGCAGCGGACAACUAUUGACAGGUGAUCUCAAGAAAGAACUGAUUGGUAUAAUUCAAAAAAUAGUGUCACAACAUCAGGAAAAUCGUAAAAAAGUAACCGACGAAAUGGUCGAUCAGUUUAUGGCUUUAAGAAAUUUAAAUUUUUGAUU